UUGGAGCAGUAAUCAAGGCGAGUUUGAAUCCUUGUUGGCGUGUCCAUCAUUUGUAAUUUUAAAUGUGGUGAGCGGCGACAAAAAAUCAUUGGAAGUUACACGCGCCAAACACGGCAAGUCCUUUUCGAAGUGCAUCCUGCCUGCCUUGAAGUCGAGAUGAAUUGAAUUGAGAAGAUAUUGGAUGGAAGGUGCACCUUGGUGUUGUAGCGUAGUCACGUGGCCGAGCUCAUCCGCGCAUUACCUAUCAAUGAGGCCUGCUAACAACCUGCUCUUCACGGCCUGUCCUUGUCUCGCAUGAACCGCAACCUUUUCUCCUUUUUUCAACGUAUCGGAUUCAAAGUAACCUCUUCCCCGGGGUAGGCUAUCAUCUCGUGUGGUCAAUCCUAAGCGCCACGGGAAACGUAGAUAAUUAUGGGACGACACGCCCGAGGAACGAAAUGAGAGAAGAGGAAAUAUCAAGCAACUUGCGCAUGACCUACAACGUUUGUCGCCCAACCUGUUCGCAUUUAACUACCCCCAGAAGAAUUCUUGAUACCACCUCACAGGCUGGUUCUUGUGCCCUGGCGCAACAACUCGGCAGCCAUAGCUAGAAAUGGCAACAGACGCGGAUGUUGAUAUGGGAUGUGCCCCAACAGCCUCCGAUGACAUUCUAAAUGUUCCCCCAAGCGGGACGAAAAGAAACGCCGAUGGGCAGCCCAUUGAAAAUUUACCCGCAAAAAGUGAUGCGCCUCGCAGAAUCAGGGCACUUGACCCAAACGUGGUGAACAAAAUUGCUGCUGGUGAAAUUAUUGUGGCUCCCGUUCACGCUCUCAAGGAGCUCAUCGAGAAUGCGGUUGAUGCUGGGGCGACCUCUCUGGACGUCCUCGCCAAGGACGGAGGGCUCAAGCUGCUCCAGAUAACGGACAAUGGUUGUGGUAUCCAGAAAGAAGACUUGGCCAUUCUUUGUGAGCGUCACACCACAUCUAAAAUCACCAGCUUUGAAGAUCUGGCAGCCAUUGCGACAUAUGGCUUCAGGGGCGAGGCUCUUGCCAGUAUCAGCCACAUCGCCCAUCUCUCCGUGACUACCAAGACGAAAGAUUCAGACCUGGCAUGGAGGGCCCAUUACCUUGAUGGGAAGCUUGCUCCGGCAAAGCCUGGCCAGUCGGCAGAGCCCAAAGGUGUUGCAGGUCGUCCUGGGACACAAAUCACAGUGGAAGACCUUUUCUAUAAUAUCCCGACUCGAAGAAGAGCCUUUCGCUCGCCGGCUGAUGAGUUCAACAAGAUAAUCGAUAUGGUUGGUCGGUACGCUGUGCACUGCAAAGGCGUUGGAUUCACUUGCAAGAAGGCAGGCGAAGCCUCGACAAAUUUAUCAAUACAAGCUCAGGCUACAGUCAUUGAUCGCAUUCGUCAAAUCCACGGUAGUGCUGUGGCGAACGAGCUUUUGGAGUUCUCAGUCGCCGAAGACCGUUGGGGUUUCAAAGCUGAGGGUUUCACAACCAACGCAAAUUACUCUGUCAAAAAGACAACACUUCUGCUAUUCAUCAACCAUCGAUGUGUAGAAUCAACCCACAUAAAGAAGGCAAUUGAGCAAACAUAUGCUAAUUUCUUGCCUAAGAAUGGUCAUCCAUUCAUCUACCUUAGUCUUGAAAUCGAACCAGCUCGGGUGGAUGUCAACGUUCAUCCAACAAAGAGAGAGGUUCACUUUCUCAACGAAGAUGAGAUCAUUCAAUCUAUAUGUGAGCAUAUCGAGUCUAAACUUGCUGCAGUGGAUACAAGCCGGACAUUCAUGACACAGACACUUCUUCCUGGUGCAAAAGUGAUCGAUUCCACCCCACAAACAGACAGUGACGGCACACCGGGUCGAAGAACUCCAGCAUCAAAGAAGCGAAGAUACUCGAAUGACCUAGUGAGGACGGAUACAACUGAGCGGAAGAUUACAUCUAUGUUUGCCCGAGCUGGCCCAAGCGAGUCGACUGGCUCUAUGGACCACAUAGUGGAAACAACCACUGCCCCUGAAGCUCAUGAAUACGAGAUGGUUGACCGCGAACUGGUGCAAUGCCGACUGAACAGCGUAAAAAAGUUGAGAGACGAAGUCAGAGAAGAUACACACCACGAUCUAACCGAGAUAUUUUCCAACCAUACUUUCGUCGGUAUCGUGGAUGAACAAAGACGGCUGGCAGCAAUCCAAGGCGAUGUCAAACUGUAUCUGAUCGAUUACGGCCGAACUUGCUACGAGUAUUUCUACCAAUUGGCACUCACGGAUUUUGGUAAUUUUGGUGCCAUCAAAUUCAACCCCUCAUUGGACCUUCGCGAGCUGCUUCGAGGGGCAGCGGAAAUGGAGAGGAGCUCUAUAACCUCACCCGAGGAAGAUUUUGAAGUUGAAACCUUGGUAGACCGGGUAGCUGAUCAGCUCAUCGAGCGCCGCGAGAUGCUUCUUGAGUACUUCUCUCUCGAAAUAUCACCUGCUGGCGAGCUCGUUUCAUUACCAUUACUAUUGAAGGGGUAUACACCACCUCUCGUUAAACUCCCUCGUUUCCUCCUCCGUCUUGGCCCUAGUGUUGACUGGACUGAGGAGAAGGCCUGCUUUGACUCUUUCGUGCGCGAACUAGCCACCUUUUACGUUCCAGAACAAUUGCCAAGUUUGCCUGGUGAUGCAGACAGUAUUCGCGAGGAGCAUAUCCCAGAAGAGUUGCGGGCAAGGCGCCAGCAUAUCAGACACGCUAUUGAGCAUGUCUUCUUUCCGGCAUUUAAAGCUAGAUUGGUAGCGACCAAGUCGCUGAUGGAAGAUGGAGUUCUGGAGGUUGCAAAUUUGAAAGGCCUUUAUCGGGUUUUUGAACGGUGUUAAGAGAGGCCAGUUCGCUCUAGACGUGGGAUAUAGUGGUAUGUUAUUUCGGGACUGCUAAGAUUUUGAGAUCAACGGUUUCAGGGGCCUUGAUGCAAGGUGCUGGGACCAAUCUAAAGGCACCAAAGAUAAAUUCAGUACAAUAGUAGUUCAAAGAUUCACAUGGGACGUAUGGUAGGUACCAUGGGCAAAGAAAUGGGAGGUGAAUCAGAAACGGAUCAAAUUUCUAUAGACGUCCAGAAAAAUCAAGUGCUUUUAUUUAACCAAUUAUGCCUGGGGCUUGUUCUUUCGUUUGUAUGUCAAGAAACGAUUCAAGUUCAACACGGCCUCAUCGGCGCGCAGACGAAGCUCGCUGUUGGCACGCUUAUCAAUGCUCUUGAUCAUAGUUCGCACCUUGGGAACUGUCUCGUCAAGGUGCUUCAGGAAGUUGUUGUUCCAGAAAACCUCCUUGUCGUAUGAGUAACUUUCAUCAGCAUAGAUGUCAAAGACCUGGUUAAGAGCCUCAACAGCAUCGGCAGUUGGGGUCUCGGGAAGACCAGCAAGGAGAGUAAUCAGGAAAGUACCGAUAUCGUGGUUUCGGUCAAUAGGUGCGGGGUCGAGGGCCAGCUGGCCGAGAACACCGAUACACUUGACGCUGAGGGACUGGAAGGGAUCCUCUAAGUUCUGGGCAGCAGGUGAACCCUUUGUGGCCUGGUAGAGAGCGAUGAAGCGGCGGUGCUCAUCAGCGAAAGGUGUGUUGGGUCUGCCUCGCAGAGAGCGGGCAACACCCCAGGCAAGACUGGUGACAUGAGUCGCGAGAUCGAUGUCAGCAGUAUCAGUUGCGAGAAUAGGAGCGAUGACUUGGGUCCAGAGAGCGCGGCCGACGGGGUCCCAGGCAUUUUGAAUAGGUGCGUUGUGAAGGUCAGAGAAGUCGAUGAGGGAGACGGACCAGGCAAUGUUGUUGAGAGCGGAGAGGGCGUGGCCUUGCAGGCGAAGGGAAACGUCAUCGGUGGGGGAGAGGGAUGCUAUGCGGAUGAGCUCAGGAAGGGCGUUGUCAAUGAGAGUCUUGAGGAUGGGAAGAUCAUCGAUGUUGCUGUCUUCCUCGUUUCUGUCCGCACCGGUAACCAUCUCCAUGUCGGCUUCCAGCUCAUCGUCGUCCAUCUCGUCAUCAUCUUCCUCGCCUCCCUCCUCCUCGCCGUCAGAGAUCUCUUCGUCUGCAUCACCCAUCUCUUCAUCAUCCUUGACCUCGGGCUUCUCCUCCUUCUGGGGUUCGGCUUCAGCUGAUGUGUUCAAUGUUGUUCCAAUAGAAGCUAAAAUCUCAAGGGCGAGCUGCUGAUACUCGACGGGGUUGGCCCAGCCCACAGCAUCGGUCAUUUGGCCUGGCUCAAAUGUCUUGAGAGCCUGUGAAAGGGUGGGGAUGAGAAGUGAGUUGUCGGCUCCAAGAGCGAUGUCCUGACCGUCGAGAGAGGAAAAGAGGUUGUGGAGGACACCACAUGCAAGGACGCCAUCGCUGUUGGCGGUCUUGCGCAGGGACAGCAAAGUCCCAUAAGUGCGGUACUCCUUGGAGUUGACGACCUUGUCAGAUAGCUCUUCGUUAUCUUCACAGAGGAUCAUGAGACAAGCCAGAGCAUCACUUCUUAGUGAGACAAUAUCGGGGCUGCUGGCGAGCUCAUCUGAAGUGAGUAGCAAGAGGAAGCGAGUGAUGGUGGUGUUGCGGGAGAUGGCCUCAAGGAUAUCGUCUUGAGCUUCUGCGAGAGCAGUAAGGAGAGAAAUUAGUGACGAAGCAAUGCUGAGAAUUGUAGCUUGUUCGGGCUUUGACCGUUUUUGAAAUUCGAGGUCCUUGGAGAGGAGCAUCUCAGUCAUCUGUGAGUGUUAGUAUAUGAACCAUGUUGGAAGAGUAAAUACACUCACCGAUUUAGCAGCAAACUCGAUAGCAGUGAGAAUAUCAACACGAUAAAGAUGAACACAGAAAUCAGGCUCCUCCUCCUGCGCAAGGAUCCUCAGAAUACCCCAACCAGCAGCACGGCUCUCAAGAGCAGCAUCGGUGAGAGUCUGUGUAGUGAUGGUAUGAACAAUCUGCUCACGCAGAAGCAACUUUCGGCACUUCUCAUCUUGGAUAAUGUUUGAGAUGGCCGAAGCAGCAGCAGAGCGAGACUUAGGAUCGGCACUCUUGAGAUCGUUGAUGACUGGGAGAAUCUUUGACUCGCGAAGGGCAGCAAGUUCAGGGUCUGAAGGAGGCUUGACGGUCUUUGCGAUGGGGUCUUUACGGGCCGCGUGGCCACGGGCUCUUCGAGAUUUUCCCAUUGUAAUAUUAUCUGUUGUCAGAAAAUAAAAGAUAUUGCGCAAGUUUCACUGCGAGUUGAGAGGCGGCUAAAAAUUUACAUGAAUAUUCUGCGACGG
Molecule: messenger RNA, 5200 nt
Organism: Fusarium odoratissimum NRRL 54006
Lineage: Eukaryota; Fungi; Ascomycota; Sordariomycetes; Hypocreales; Nectriaceae
Product: DNA mismatch repair protein MLH1
Exons: 3
Coding region: 593-2824 (743 amino acids)
Biological process (GO): mismatch repair
Cellular component (GO): MutLalpha complex
Molecular function (GO): mismatched DNA binding; ATP hydrolysis activity; ATP binding
Source: RefSeq, a predicted model, not a curated record